GAAGAGGGGCUGUCUCGAAAGAGCGUUUGUGUACAGAGAAUCGGGGAAAAUGGCUUCACGCCUGAGCCGGAUCUGGCCCACCCUGUCUCGGGUUCGGUUAAGCUCGGCUCUCGGGAGCCGCUGUGUCUCGCAGACGCCGAGCUCCAGGGCGUCUGGAGCGGCGGUGGCGUCUGAUCUGCAGCCCGUGUCUCCCGCUGCUCAGGACAGUCAUGGACACGCAGAGGUCAGCCCGUUUGAGAAGAAUCCAGAUUUCCAUGGCUUCCAUCAUUAUGACUCUUUUGUUGAUGAAUGGAACAUGAGGUUGGCAUUUUUCUUUGGCAUUUCUGUGGCCAUUGUUGUUGGAGGGACUUUCAUCCACUAUUUACCAGAUCAUGGUAUGAGGCAGUGGGCUCGCCGGGAAGCUGAAAGGUUGAUCAAACAGAGAGAAACCGAGGGUCUUCCCCUCAUGACUGACAAUUAUUACGAUCCCAGCACGAUUGUUCUGCCAUCCUCUGGAGAGGAAUAGACAACAUUCUGUCAAUAAUUAUCCUGUUAAUUUGUUUCGUUGUACAUUUGUCUCCCUUUGACUAUGAUGUAAUAAAAAUGUUAUAAUAUA
Messenger RNA from Carassius carassius (crucian carp), 595 nucleotides. It is a transcript of the gene ndufb11, whose product is annotated as NADH:ubiquinone oxidoreductase subunit B11. NCBI's taxonomy places the organism in Eukaryota, Metazoa, Chordata, Actinopteri, Cypriniformes, Cyprinidae. The record is from RefSeq and is a predicted model, not a curated record. Bases 50 to 505 code for a protein of 151 amino acids. The transcript has 3 exons.